Papilio xuthus (Asian swallowtail) is the source of this 3945-nucleotide messenger RNA. Its product is annotated as SUN domain-containing ossification factor. Gene Ontology annotation, cellular component: cytoplasm; membrane. The coding region runs from base 231 to 3638 and encodes 1135 amino acids. The transcript is spliced from 4 exons. Gene Ontology annotation, biological process: protein folding in endoplasmic reticulum. NCBI's taxonomy places the organism in Eukaryota, Metazoa, Arthropoda, Insecta, Lepidoptera, Papilionidae. The record is from RefSeq and is a predicted model, not a curated record.
UUAUACGUUUCAACGAAAUCGUUCGUUGUCCAAGUUUAUUUUAUUUCAUUUUAAUGUAACUAAAUGGUGGCUUUCCGUUAUUGUUUAAAAAUACAAAACAAUGUAUAUUUUGUGUUUGUGAUGUCAGUGAAUUGAAUUACAGUGUUGAAUAUGUUUACCAAAGCUAUGUGAGAAUGUGUUAAAAUUGCACACAAAAUGAACUGGACUGUGGAUUUUUCAGUAAUUUUACGAUGAAGGGUGGUUUGUGUAUUAUUUACACGUCGUUACUGACCAUUUCAGUUCUAUCGAGCUGUGCCCUCUUCAUCCUUGUGGUUUCGGAGGCUCUACAAGGAGAGGGCGAUAACGUGGACCUCUCAGGGCUUAGUAACGUCAGUCAGAAGGUGUCAUCUAUAGAAAAGGAUGAAAUUCCAGAAAUCCUGCCUGAGACCACUACUUAUGAACCAGAUAAUAAAAAGAAAAAAGACCUACAGCAGCAAGAGAUGAUAUUUGCUGAAACGCUGUCAGUGAACUCUGUGACAACUGAUGGGUUACCUGACACGGGACAACCACCUAUAAUAAUAUCUCUGGCGGAUAACGCGAAAUUGGAUUUAAAAACAUCGGACGAACUAUUGUUUGUCAAUGACUCUGAAGAACACAAUGACACGAAAAAGUUUUCCGUCGGAGAGGCCGACGCUGUGGAGGAAGAUAAACAAAAUGCAGAAGAAACGGUUACAGAGAAAGAUUCUACAGAGCCAUUACUUAUCGUUAAAGCAAAACCAAUGCACGAAACAAAACAAACAGAAGAAGCAUUUCGAAGCACCACUCCUAUGCCUGAAACAGACAAAGAAUCUCAAUCCGAGGAGUGGAGAGAAGAAAACAUUCCAGUCAAACCGGAGACGCCGCAGGAAGAUAUACCUUCGUUCUCAGAGUGGGCUCAGAAGCAACUGGCCGAGGCCGAGAAAAAAGACACCGUAUUGAACCACUCGAGUCAACCUAGUCAUAGCAAUACAAAUCUUAGUAAUAAAAGCACAAAGCUUCGCUCAAAAAAUUACGCUUCGCUCGCUUGCGGAGCCAAGGUGGUUGCCACCAACCCAGAGGCCGGUUCAGCCAGCUCCAUUCUGUCCCCGAACCGGGACGAGUACAUGCUCAACACUUGCACCAGCCGUAUCUGGUUCGUCAUCGAGCUGUGUGAGGCGGUGCAAGCGCAGAAAAUAGAGAUAGCCAACUUCGAGUUGUUCUCCUCCACGCCCAAAGAUUUCGCCGUCUACUUCAGCGAUCGAUUCCCUACGCGGGACUGGGCUAGCGUCGGCCAGUUCACUGCUCAAGAUAUGAGGGAUGUACAGAGUUUUGAUCUGUAUCCACAUUUAUUUGGUAAAUUCAUAAAAGUCGAGAUGCUGUCUCAUCACGGCUCUGAACAUUACUGCCCCAUUUCGCUUUUUAAAGUGUACGGAACAUCAGAGUUUGAGGUACUAGAGAAGGAAAGCUCCCAGCACUCGGCUCAUAUAGACGAAGACGAGGACGACGAGAUAAUUGAUGUUCCCGAUGUGCCCACUGCGGAAACGGAACCCUCGAAAAACCUUUUCGGGUCUGCAAGGGAUGCAGUCAUGUCUAUUAUGAAGAAAGCUGCUCAAGCGUUAGUGAAGACGGAAGUUCCUAAAAAUGUAUCUAACGAAAGUAACGAUACGUCGGUGGACGCAAUGUACAAAAAGUGUUGUUCUCCAAGCCAUAUUAUUGUAUGUGAUAAUUGUAGUGAAACGCUUUAUAAUGAAGUAUAUGAGCUACUCAGUUGUAGUUCGGACAAAUUAACUAAUUUAGUGCGUCAAGUGUUCCUACGUGAGACUUUGAAGUGUACGGGAAUUUGUCAACCUUACGGUUUAGAUUUUAAAAGUACAAAAACAAUCGAGUUCAGUGACGAACGUGUCGCGUACAUGAACGCUUUAUUUCCCCCGAAAUAUUUAGCUGCACUGUGCAAUAUGCUUGCAAUUAAAGAGAAGAAGGUCGUACUAAAUACGAGUUUCGAGACAGAACAAAAUGUAACCACAAAUAUUACAUUGGACGAAACACCGCAUAAACUGAACGGUGAAACUAAUUCCGAUUUAGAAAUUAAAUUAGUUCCGAUCAAAACCGGCGAUACGGUAGACGAGAAAACUAAUGAAACACAAUUGAAAGAAACACCAGCACCUUCUGAACAAAUAGAUAAAAAUAAUAUAACUAUAGAGAUAUUAAAAGAAGAAAAUGACGAAACAGACGUUAAAAAGGAAGAACCGCAGUCAGUACCAGAAGACAUUCCAACUCCAGAGCCACAAGAAAACUAUCAGCUCGAAAAUGAUAAAGUUUUGGAAUCAGAGGUUGAAAACGAAGGAAAAGAGGGAUCUAUAAAGACAGAUAAUAAAAAUGGAAAACACGAAACGUUAAAUGACAAACCAAAGGAAGCUCUGGUAGUUGACGAUGUGAACGAGCAAAUGAUUAUGAUCGAAAGCGACCACUUCAUAUCGGACCUGGAUCAGAUGGCGGUAGAUCCCGCGCCCACCGGCACGCAGCCCGCACUUAGCCAGAACCAGGCGCAGACCACUAUACAAAAAGAGUCAGUUUUCCUGAGAUUGUCUAACAGAGUUAAGACUUUAGAACGAAACAUGUCACUAUCUGGUCAAUAUCUGGAGGAGCUGAGCAGGCGAUACAAGAAACAAGUCGAGGAAAUGCAGAAGUCAUUCGAGAAGACCAUGGUCCAGAUGUCGGAGGAGCGGCGGAAGAGCAACGAGAGGGAGCAAAAGUAUUUGGAACAGCUGACCAAUCUGCAAGAGCAGAUGACGCAUAUGGCCUCCGCGCUGCAUACUUUGAUGGAGGAGAGAAAUAGUUGGUUUGGAAACAUGACAGUCCUGAAAUUCGUACUAUUUCAGUCCAUAAUACUCAGCAUCGCGUUCUAUUAUGUUACUAAAAGAAGAAAGAGGGAGUCUAUUGUAGUUAUGCCGGUCACAAAGAAGAUUAAGAAAAGGCAGGAGAGGUUCAGAAGAAAAUCGGUGGAAGGCGUAAGCGGCCACGCCACACCCUCGGCUAAAAAGCGGAGACCGAGCGAGGAGGCGUUCGAGAUAGAGAGGCAGUCGACGGAGGAAAUGGCCACGAUGGACAGGGAACUAAACGACGGAGACUGGCAGGUGGCUAAAAAGAACAGACGACGCAAGACUUCCGUAAUACAUAGAGGUCUGGAAUAUGACGCCACUGUAAAUUGCGUCAGACAAGAUAGUAUAGGGAAGUUACAAGAAAAUCUGAUACCACUGGACGAGGGCGAAUACUUCGCGCCCGUGUCCGAACCGAGGGAGUUUACGGUGGAGGCGCCGCAAAAGAAGGAGUCGCCCAAAACGAACGGCUCGUUUUUUAAUAGUCUAAAGUCGAAAACUAUGAAGACGAGACGGCUGUCGUCGCCCGCAUUUCUCCGGACGCUGAGCCGGCAGAGCGCGCGCAGCACGCCCAGCCCCGUGCUGCGCAGUACGGAGCCCAUGUUCAACGGUAAGCUGGGGAAGAAGGCGGCCUCCGAGUCGCCCACUGGUAGCCUGUGGUCAGAGUCCACGGAGCUGUCGCAGGGCAGCCGGCACGACACAGAUAGCGCCGGCGCCGGCAAGAAGAAGAAGAGCCUCAAGAAUAUAUUGAAGAAAGUGUUUUGAGAACUUUUAUUUUUGUAAUGUUGGUGUGUUUGUCGCUCGAUGAAGCGUUCAGCUGUUGUAAAUUAUUUCUUUGCUCGUAUGUACUGAAGAUAUUAAUUAAAUUAUUGUAUAAAGUUUAUCGUGUCAUUGUUAGACCUCAUUAGGUGCCAAUUGUGAUAAUUAGGGAGCCUAAUUGUUGUUAGCGUUUUGAUUUGUGCGUGUUGUGAGUGCGAGUGCUGCGGCGAGAUAAAUUAUGUUCUGGACCGAUGUCAACUGGACACUAGUCGGGGGAGAGUUCGGUGCAGUGGCAUUAAAUGCGUUAUAUUUA